This is a messenger RNA of Mauremys reevesii (Reeves's turtle), 9095 nucleotides long. RefSeq names its product centrosomal protein 164 (gene CEP164). Gene Ontology annotation, molecular function: protein binding. The transcript is spliced from 32 exons. The record is from RefSeq and is a predicted model, not a curated record. Bases 159 to 6239 code for a protein of 2026 amino acids. Lineage: Eukaryota; Metazoa; Chordata; Testudines; Geoemydidae.
UGCUGGCCGGUCCAGGGCAACCUCCAGGCGUCCAUGGAAGCGGAGGGUGGGGAGCCCAGGCCGGGGGCUGCCUCCCCGCUCUGGUGCUGCCGGUAGGGACCGGGGGGUGGCCCGGGCUGGGGCCCCGUGGCAGGUGCAGUCAGUGUGUCCCCUUAUGAAUGGACAUGGCAGGACCCGCUAUACGCAUUGGGGAUCAGCUCAUCCUAGAAGAAGAUUAUGAUGAAACAUACAUACCCAGUGAGCAAGAAAUUCAGGAGUUUGCCAGGGAGAUAGGGAUUGACCCUGAGAACGAGCCGGAGUUGAUGUGGCUGGCCAGAGAAGGCAUUGUGGCUCCUUUACCUCCAGAGUGGAAACCAUGUCAAGAUAUCACUGGCGACAUCUAUUACUUUAACUUUUCUAAUGGCCAGUCCACAUGGGACCACCCUUGUGAUGAACAUUAUAGAGAACUUGUGAUCCAGGAGCGGGAGAAGCUUUCAGCUCAUGGCAGCAUUAAAAAGAAAGACAAGAAGAAGAAAAAAGACAAGAAGGAGAAGAAAGAGAAGAAGGAGAGAGAGCCAAUGAAACAUGCUGCGGAAAUGCAGCCAGAGCCAGGGAUUCUUCCUUCAACAUCCUUUUAUCGAAUGUCCUCUCCCAUCCUGUCCUCUGAGUGUGCAAGUCCUGAUCUAGAUCAGGAUAGCCAGAUGAGAAACGAGAGCUUUCUUAAGAAAGGUAAAGGAAAGACCUCUGAGAGACCAUCAGAGACAAGUGACUCAAACAGACAGUUUGCAGGGCCUUCCCCAAAUAAACUGCAGCCACUUCUCACAGCAAAGUCCUGCAGAACUCACCAGAUCUUAGCUGAUGUAGAGAAAAUUUUAGGAAGGACGCCAUCUUUUAGCAGAUCGGAUGUAGACCACCAGCAGGCCCAAGACAAGUCCCCCAAAAUUGGAGACAAGCCUUGUCUUGAUUUUUCUGACUCGGAGUCUGAAGGUUUAGAUGUUGUUAGGACAAAGCCCGUUUCCUACGUGGCAAAGAAAUCGUGUUCACAAGACCUUGAGAAUGGGAGAAGUGUCCUUGAUUCCCGCGAGGUCCUGGAGGACCAAGUUACGCUCUUUGUUGAGGAAAAGCUGUCUGACAACCGGAAGAAGGAGGAAAUGACAGGAGAGAGUGUCUGUCAGUCUGAUGAAGGCUUAUCAGUCAGAGAAAGAUCAACAGGGCCUGGUGGUGAUAAGGAAAGAGGCCCAGGUUUCUCACAAGCUGAUGAAAAUGAAGCUUUCUUGACUCCCAGGGCCCCUGACCAUAUUUUUUACAGCAGGAAAUGUGAAAUGAUUCUCUUUGAUGCCAGUCCCCCGGAAGACCUGAGUUUGAUGGAGGAGGGUGAUGUUCACUGUCCCCAACGAGAGCUGAGGGCACACAGCAGAGCGGUUGAGAGCAGAAGGAAGAGAAAACUUCAGGAUCAGGCAUUGAGUCAAGCCACCAAACUUUGCAAGAGCAGUGAGGCUAUCGGCAAGCGUGAGAGAGAGAGCUCAAAGCAGGCAGAGUUUGUUGAAUCUGAAGGAGCAGGCCUACAAGCAGCCCCGCAAAAAGACCGAUUAGACAGCCACCCGGCAGUUCCUGAAAUGACUGCAGAUACCUUACCCUACACCAGAGGGGUGGAAGUUUAUGCUCAAGCAGGAGCUGAUGUUUCUGCGUCAGAGCCUGUUUCUCUCUCUGCUGCACAGCACAGAGACAAGGAGAAGGCAAACGGUUUGGGGACUGAACCUUACAGCAGUGUUGCAAGCAACUCAGCUGAUCAUUUUGCAUCACAGAUUUUGGGAGAGGUUGAUAACUUCUCCUGGGAUCUCCAGAGCUCUCGUGAGUCUGACAGACCAACAGAUCUGCUUGCUGCUGCUGCUGAAGGGCCUCUACCCGCUCACCCUUUCACAGGAACUCUCCAAACUCCGCCACAAAGCUCAGCCAAUGGAAAGUCGCAGAGUGACUGUAACUCUGAGGAUGAGAAGUUCUAUCAGCAUGUGCAGGAAAACGAUCAAGUAACUAGUCAGGAACAUAGUUGUGUCAGUUUUAACAUGAAACUGAAUAGGUCACGUGAUGCCCCUGAGAAGAACAAUGAGGGCAGACAAGAAGAAACAGGAGAAGGAGAGCAAAAGACAGAGCCAGUUCCUAGAGGGCUAGAGGCAGGUGUGUUCACAGAGGGUUUACAGGUUUCUCCUGGUUGGCUUUAUCAGACAGCUGAGUGCCAGGAAAGCAACAGGCUCUGUCGGCAGGUGGAAGGAGAGUUGACCCAGAGCGGAAAAGUGACUGAGGAUUACAGCAAACUGGAGCUUUGUGAAGGAGCAGGCAGUAAUGAGUCUCCAGGUUCCCUGCUAGCACCUGUCCAAGUUCCCCUGGGGAGUCUUGCUCCUUUACGUGGUGUCGUGGAUGGUCCAGCCGGUGCCCUCCGUGGCUCGCUAAGCACCAGUGUGGAGAUCUCCGGGGUACCCAGUCCGCUGCUCAGAGAAGGAACUCUGCCUCCACAGACCCUUAAAUCCACCGGCUGCACUAGGAGCUUGCUGGGAUCCAUGCAUGAGGAAAAAGCCUCCUUAAAUCUCCUAGCUCUAGAUGAAGGGGAAAAUGAAGAGGAAGAGAGCGCGAAUCAGAGUCCCCGAGGGACAGCGAGACUGCUCAAAAAUCUGCACAUGGAUAUUAGCGCCCUAGGAGGCGGCUUCGAGUAUGAGAAGGAGUCCUUGAAAGUGAGUCACGCUGAAGAAAGUCAAACGUUUCCCUUGGAUUCUGAUGGUGUGCGCCCUCUGGCUCCGGACAAACUGCUUGACAGAGAUGCUGACAGCAGCCUGUGUGGUCUGAACAAAGAAGAGUCCAGUGGGAAACCCAUGGGGACUGAACUGUUAGAAAAGGAAGAUACUGAUGUAGAAGAUGCAGUUUCUGUAGCUUAUGAACAGUCAGGAACUCCGGGGGAAAGGACAGCGGAGGGGACACAUGUGGUCAGCGGUCAAGGGCAUCCCAUAGCUGCGUCUCCAGAUGUUAGAGCUGCUGAGACAGAUCAGCUGGAAAGUGUGGCUGUCACCAUUGACACCAUGUCUGUCAGUGAAAAGAUUGUAAAUGGAAUGAGGGAAGAAGCAGCUGAUCUGAAAACCGACAGCAAGCUGGAUGCUGGCAAAGAGUCCGAGGCCAGUGAGCACGUGAAAGAAUUGCAGGUUUCUGACUGUUCGGAUCAUGAGCUGCUUCGUCUGACGAACUUUGGUUUCCAAAGUCGGAUCUCCGAGCAGGUCCUGGAUAUGGGUAUGCUUUCUGCUGCUCUGGACAGUCCCAAGGUUGAGGCCCAGGGGCUGGGAGAAGAGGAAAAGGACCAAAGCAAAGCCAGCUUAGAAGAAGAGCAAAGCAAAAGACCCAAAGUUGCUGAGAGUGAGAGGGACCAGCGCCCCUUCAGUGCUUGCGAAAUGGCCGAAGAGAAGUGUUUGAGUUUAGAGAAUGCCAGCCAGGAAGAGACUGCUGCCCUGGAGCAAAAGGAGGCAUCGCGGGAUAAUCCAGAGGAGGAGGAGCCUACAGCCCCUCACCAGGCACAACUUGGGGAGGAAAUCAAGCAAGUGGUGUCCUUGAACUGGCCUUCUGCAGAAUCCCUGAAGGAAAUAGCCAGGGAGCAGAAGCAGGAGCUGGAGCAAGAAAAAAUGCGUUUACUGCAAGCAAAGGAGGAGAGGGUUCAGCGAUUCCAGGAGGAGUUGAGGCAAGAGGAGGAGGAAGAAGCUCAAGUGCUUCAUCAGCAGAAAGAAAAGUCCCUCCGGUCUCUUAAAGAGGAACUGGCGAAAGCUUCUGAGGAGGAAGAGCUGCGGAUGAGAGAGGAAGAGGUCGAGAAGCUCUCAAAGCUGCGAGCCCAGAUCAGCUCAGAGACCGAGACAGAAAAGGAGAAAAUAAGGGCCGAGCAAGAGGCUGCAUUGCAAAAGCUGAGAGAGGAGUGGGAGUCCUUGCAGAAGGUGGAGAGGGAGAGCUUGGAGGAGAGGAAGAAGCGUGUUUUGGAGAUGCUGAAGGUGGAAGUUGAGGAAACACAGCAGAGAGAAGCGACAGAGCUGGAACAGGAGAAGGAGCAAGUCCUGAAUGAGUUAAAGGAGAGAUUAGAAAGAGAGAGAAAAGAGGCUGCAGAAGUGCUAGAGAAGCAGUUUGCAGCUGAGCUCCAGGAGCUAAAAUCUACAGCAGAAGAGAAACACCAAAAGGUUGUUUCUAGCUUCCGGAAGCAAAUAGCAGAGGCCCAGAGGAGUGAGGAGGCCCAGCUGCGCGAGGAGUUGGAGAGAGCAGAGCAAAAAGUGCAGCAAAAAAUGUAUCGAGUAGCAGAGUUCGAGCGAGAGCUCAGUGAGCUCAUGAAAGAGAAACGCCAGCAAGUGGAGAGAGACCAUGACCGGAAAAUGGAGAGGAUGAAAGAGGAGCAUAAGGAAGUCCUGGCGAGGAUUCAAGAUCAGUACGAGGAGGAGAUCGCUACAACUUUGCUUGCUCUUCUUUCUUGGUUUUGCACCUGGGAGGAGAGAAAGCAAAGAGCCAAGAAGCUCGAGGAGCUGAAAGGGGAGCUGGAGCGCCUGAGACAGCUCCAUGAUGGGGAGCUGAGGGCUUUGCAGAAGCAGCUGGAUGAGCAGCUUAGUGACUUGCGGCAGAGCCACAAGGCGAAGGAACGAAAACUCCAGGAGUUGGAAAUGGAACUCGAAAUACGAGCAACAGAUGCCAGGGCCAGAUGUGCUCAGCUGAAUCACCAGGAAGAGGCCAUGAGAAAGAAAAGGCAGCAGCUUCUGGACGAAGAGAAACAAACUGAGCUGCAGAGAAAUGAAGCUGCUUCGGCUGCUCAGCUCCGCCUAGAGGAGUCUAGAAAAGAGCAUGCUGACCUCGUGGAAUCCAUCCGCCAGUUGCGCAGGACUCUGGAGGAGCUUCAAGACCAGAAGGCUGAGCUGGAGUCCCAAGUGGAUCUGCUGCAGACCCGAAGCCAGAGGCUGCAGAGACGGAUCAGUGAACUAGAGGCUGCAGUCCAGAGCAAACAGGAGACCCUGAAGGAGCUGGUAGCCGAAGACAGCAUGGCAUCUCCCAGAAGGGAAGCUGAGCUCCACCUUGAGGACCUGAGAGAGACGCUUCAAGCUCACUCCUCCAGAGAGCCUGCUUCCUUAACCUCGCACAGCAAUGAGGAUAGUGACCUCCAACUCGAUAAUGUCAGACACUUCAUUUCUGCAGAAGGAGUCUCCAUAAAGAACGCCAAGGAGUUCCUGGUGCGUCAGACUCGCUCCAUGAGGAAAAGGCACACUGCACUGAAAGCUGCAAAGCAGCAGUGGCGUCACAACAUGCAGCAGGCACAGGACGCGGUGCAGGAUCCAGAUAGCUCUCAGCUCCUGGAGGACGUGCGUCGGAACUUGGAGGAGGAGUCAGAGCAGCUGGACAAGAUGAAGUCGGCCAUGCGGAAAGGGCAGGUGCUGCUGAAGAAGAAGGAAGAGAAGCUGAGCCAACUGGAGUCUUCGCUGCUGGAGGAGCUUUCUGAUGAAGAUACACUGAAAGGUGCUGCGUGUAAAAAGGUGGUAACCUUUGACCUUAGCGAUUCCGAAGACACACACAGCCUGAGCAGCACAGAUGUACCUCAGCACAAAUUUGACUUGAAACCAGAUGUCCAGUUCCCCCAGCUCGACAAGAUCCAGCACUUGACCAGCACUCUGCAGCACAUCACCGCUGAGCUGAACGGGGUCCUUGGCACCUUGGGCUCUUUGAACCAUCGGCAGCCUCUGCUCUUCGCUCCUGUGCAGGUGCCGAUGCCUGCUCUGCCCAGUGAUGGGGUUCCUCUUUCCACGUACACCUCUUUGGCAAGAGCCCAGGCUGCUGGCCCCAUCGUGCCACCUGCUGGGAUCCCUUUGGUUAACCAGUGGGCGUGGAGUACCGGUUUGAACUCCAGCCUCUCUUCCACAGCCGGUCAGUCAGUGGACAACAUACUGGCAGAGAAAUGGCGCAAGUAUUUCCCAGGUGGGUUCCCGUCGCUCAGUGGAAGUCCCGCCCCUUUGGACAGCAAUCUAGGUUAUUUACCUGCAGGUGAGCAAAUCCGCCUGUUCCAGCGUUCCCAGCUCCGAGGCCCUGAGACAGACAGUACUAGUGUCCAGGGAAUGAUUGAUGCCAACAAGAAAUGGCUGGAAAAUUUCAAGAAGGAUUCAAAAGUUCCUCUCUUUCCAAGCACACAGAAGCCCUCUGCCAGCGGCCCUGGCCUGGUGCAGCUCGGGCUGGAUGAAAACAACCAGAUUAAAGUGUAUCACUACUAAAAGGUGACGGAGCCCCAGCAGAGAGGGGCAGAGCCUUCCCAGCCCUGUGCCCCAGGAGACAGCCUGACAAAAGAGCAUCAUGGCCGCGCUCUGUUCCCUCUUACAAUACAUUGCGUUGCAGUGGUACCCAGUGGUCUCUCGUCUGUCUUUUUGCUCUGCCCUUGAAAUAAAGUUUCUUUCCAGGAGGAUGGAGGAAGUGGACUUCCCAAGUGAAUUCUUCUAAUCCUGUAAUGUGUCCAAAUAUACUUUACAGACUGCUUAAUCCAGUGCUGAAAUAUCAGGGCUUCAAUAAAUCAACAGUUCCCUCAUUAGUAUUCCAGCAAUCAAUCACCUGAUGGAAAUGUGACUCACCGAGGACUUGGAAUAACUUGUUGCGGGGGAGAAGGUGAAUUCCAACAGGAAACUGUUGCUAGAGGAAAAGAAUGCACUGUGGAUUCACAACAAAGAGGGGUUGCAGGUGACCUCAGACCCAGCCUCUGUGGCACAAACUUGAGCUUGAGAGAAUGAAAAGCAAAUGUCUAUAAUAGUUUUACAUAGAAGAGCACAGUCGAAAGCAAUAUAGUCAGAGCUUCUGGGCACCACAUCCUGACCGAACAGAGUUGGUUUUUGUUUCUUGUUAUAGUCAGGAUUCUUUUUAAUGUCCAAUGUUGAGUUUGUUUCCAGUUGAAAAUGUUUUGUAUUCAGGAGACAGUGGAGGCUAAGCCUCUGGGAAGGGUUUUAACAAACACACUUUGUUUUUGACAGGGCAGAAGCCAUAGGGCCAGACAGGGCCCAGUGGGGAUGGCGUACAGGGCUGAUGCGAUGGAGGAGACCUCCCCACUCCCCCGAACUGUGCGGUUCGAGUCAGGGUGAUUGGAAAAGCCUGUGGUGGGAGUCUGUCUGGAUUCUCUCCCGUCUGGAUUUGCUGAGAGCCAGGCUGGAGGACAUGGUGGGCAGAGGCUGUCGUGAGAGAGUCUCUGGCUGGUCUCCAGCGAUGCACCCAUUGUUACUGGUGUCAGUGGAACUAUAUGAACAGGUGUGGCCUUGAAUAACCACCAAUAAUAGAUAGAGCCCCCGCCAAGCCAAGUCCUCUCACUCCCUGGGGGAGCCCAGCUUCAGACUUGGGCUGGCUUAGGGCCAUUUCCGAUAAGGGCUGAGCUUGACGAUACGCGAGGCAGACUAGGAGCCGGCUCGCUGCUGGGUCUGUAUCUGCUCUGCAGGACUUGUUGGGGAGAGCUGGUUUGGUCAGAGAAAUGGCUCUGACCGGGCCGGAGUGGAGGCUGACAUGUUGGAUAAGGUCGUUUCUGCUUUGCACGGUCGCUUUUCUGACUGCAGCGGCCCGUGCUUUUAAGUUCCUCCGUUUGCCGGGCCCCUCCAGCUGGUUUGAGUAGUGUGGUGCAAGCCAGCGUUGCUCCGGAGAGGCUGCUGUUCUGGGGUGGGAAAGGCACUUCUGUGUCCGAGCACUCGCUCAUGCUGCAGUGCCUGAACCUGAGGAGGCAGAGCAGACGAGCAAUGGGAUUGUACGGCAGGGAGGGUGCCAAGUAUCUGUCAGCUCCCCAACUGGGGGCCAGUCCCAAGGCCACGGAAGUCCAUUGUGAGACGCUUUCCUCAGCAUUGGGCCAGUCCCUUUGAGUGGCUGCAGCUUGAGUCGUUGCCUUGUGGAAAUGAAAACCCCAUUUGGCGUUUGCCUGAAGACAGCCUUUAAAAAAUAUCAUCCUAUCCUGGCCUCAGUUCUGGGUCAGGGCAGCGAGGAGGAAAUGCAGAGGUGGGGGUAGAGGCUGCAUUUCCAGCUGCUGCGUGGUGCUGUGUCAUUAGCCAUCAUUCCUCCAAGCUGGCUUGGGAUAUUUAUGCUUUUUAAACAACAUUUUUCUUUCUGGCAAUUUAUUGUUUGACUAAAAAUCUGCAUUAAAGGGAUGAGAAAUCAUCCUUCAAACAGUUCCUACCAGAGAUGACUGGAAGUUGUAGCUUUCCACCCUUUCAUACUGUUUGCGUUUCUCAGCUUGGAUAGUGAGGAUAGGCUUAAACAGAAAGUGACCUUGUCUGGUUCGUUUUACUUUCUGAUUCUCAUGCACUAGCACCUGGUUGCAAAUGCUUCAGGGACGUGUUUACACGCAAACCGAAAAAUGUUUACUUAAAUUUUUAAACAAGAGAAAAUGUCUUUUUACAUUUUAUAACUUUUUAAAUAAUACCCAACUUUUUUAAUGUGAGCUACCUGACUUUGUUCUCCUUAAACAAGGCCUUGGACUGGUUCUGCAGACAGAUCCAGGGGGGUGGAUUUGUGUUCACAGGGUCUGGCACUAGCAUCUCUUACCCCUUUCCUUGCUGGUAAACUGAGGGCAGGUGACUCCCAGAAGCACUGCUGAUAUAACACAGCAUGCUGAUUGAUGUCCUUGCCUAAGGAAAGAAACCCUAGGGCACACUUAACAGUACGGACUGACCGAGAGGCCUUGAGUGACCACUGAGAACCGCCGCCAGGAAAGAAUGGAUCGUUAUGUAGGUUUCCUGCUCGCUGUACCAGAUCACACAAAUCCUUGCCUACGGGGAUUUUGCUUUUAGUCUCUCUCAGCUAUUGAGAAAACCACAUGGCAGCCCUCAGCUAUUUUUAUUAACAGCCUCACUUGUCCUGGCAUUCCCCAGCACUGAACCCCUCUGCAGUCAUUUGUACAUUAUACCCAAAGCACACGCAGCAGAAGACAUGGAAUUAUACCUGUGCGUUCUAGAGAGUGUAUAUUCUUUGUGUGGGUAAAAGACUAUUUUAGUAACCAAAUUACUGUGUUUCUGUCGCAGGUCUCUUUUCCCCCUUGCCCCUUGUGACGCUUUAAGCUGUAUCCUGUUUUGUAUGCAAAUUAAAUUGACACAGAUCUAUUUUGUACAAUG